Messenger RNA from Colletotrichum siamense, 1995 nucleotides. It is a transcript of the gene andE-1, whose product is annotated as FAD-dependent monooxygenase andE. NCBI's taxonomy places the organism in Eukaryota, Fungi, Ascomycota, Sordariomycetes, Glomerellales, Glomerellaceae. The transcript has 7 exons. The record is from RefSeq and is a predicted model, not a curated record. Gene Ontology annotation, molecular function: FAD binding. Bases 1 to 1995 code for a protein of 664 amino acids.
AUGCUUGAGAAAUUCGACAUCGACUACGUAGUGUUGGAGGCUUACCCCGACAUCGCACCUCAAGUCGGCGCCAGUAUUGGUCUGUUGCCAAACGGUCUCCGAAUCCUGGACCAGCUUGGCUGUUACGAAGCGUAUCGAGCAAAGGCUGAGGAUCAAGUCUACCAACAAGCGUACCUGAGAGAGGCCUCAGGCAAGGCGUAUGGCUAUCAACACGAUCUCAUGGAAAUGUGGGAGAAGAUGCUCGGGUAUCCGAUGAUAUUCAUCGACAGACAGAUGCUCAUCCAGGUUCUCUACUCUAACCUGAAGCACAAAGAAAGAGUUCUCACCUCCAAGCGAGCCGUUUCUGUCGAUAUCAUGGAAUCCUCUGCCCGGGUUACAACGGAGGAUGGCCAAGUCUUCAGUGGUGACAUCGUCGUGGGAGCCGAUGGCAUCCACAGCACUGUGAGGAAGGAGAUGUGGCGCAAUGCUCCUCCUGGCUGCUUCCCCCAUGACGAAUACUCUAAAGUCCCUGCUACAACUCUUUGCAUUUUUGGAAUCUCCCAUCGACCCGAGGCCUACCCCGCAGCUAGCCAGCAUAACACCCUUUCCGAGGGUCACAGCUACUUUCUCAUGGCGGCUCCCGGCAACCGAGUGUACUGGUUCCUGUUCAUGGAGUUGAAAGAGACGCUUUAUGGAGAAAAUAUUCCCAGGUAUACUAAAGACGAUGAGGCAAGAAUUGUGGAACAACACGCGAACGACCGUAUCCUGGAGAACAUGACCUUCGGAGAAUUGUACGAGAAGCGCAUCGUAACUACUUUGGCGCCACUCCAAACUUAUGUGUUUGAGAAGUGGCACUACAAGAGACUUGUGACCAUCGGAGAUUCUGCUCAUAAGGUUGAUCCUGUAACAGGUCAGGGUGGAAACGGCGCCAUUGAGUCAGGGGCACUUCUAGUUAACGCUCUGCUCCGAGAGUUUGACUCGAGUCCCGACGGGCUCGGCGAGAAACAAAUAGAAGACGUGCUUGCAGAGGUCCAUACCAUCAGAUUUGAACGGGCUCAAGAUGUUGUCCAGCAAGGUUACUGGCUCCAGAACGCCUUUACUCAACGAUCAACGAUGGGAAAAGUCAUUGCGCGAUACUUCAUGCCAGCUCUUGGGUCUUUCGGUGUCCUUUACAGAGGUGUGGAAUUUUGCUCUCCGGCGACCAGCUUGCAUAGGCUUGAGAUUCCUCGGCGUCCUCGGGCUGUCCCGUUCGAAGACGAGCUGCCCGCCAGACCAAUUAAGAAUAUGAGCAAGAUCAAUAAGCUGGCAUCUAUCGCUGCCACCACGCUUCUUUGUGCCUUGGCUGCUGGCCUGAUACGCUUGCCUAAAAGCCUUGAGUUGGCUAUUGACGCUUUAUGCUCAAUGGAUGUCGCGAAUGCGUCAAUGUUACCGGCCGUGACGUUUCUCGUCAACACAGCCUCACUUCUGGCGAUGGCGUUAGUUGAAUCUAACCGAGUUGGUAACAGAAUUACUUCUUGGGCCCAGAUCGUCACCUUCGCUGUUGUCAACAACUUCCUCGGGCCAGGCGCAAUAGGACCACUAGCUGCGCUGUUCGCCCACUGGUCUUGUGGUCUCAUUGUCGGAAGACAUGUGCCGGUUGCGGCAGCAAAGAUGGUACUGCCAAUCGUCACAGUCGGAUACGUCCUUCCAGCUGCGAUCGCUAUGCUUAGAAUGGACUCAAGCUCGAUCACUAUCUGGAGAAAUGCUCCAAUCAUCUGCUUCAUGCUGGCAAGAAGUCUCUCAGCCCUUGGAAACUCUUCGUCACCUGCUGGUGUCGAUGACGAGAAGUUCAAGCUCAGGGUUGAAAGGGCAAGAACACAUAACAUGUUUGCAAAGGCAGAUUUGCCAUAUAUCCGAGUCAUUCACUGCUCCGCCCUUGUUGUAUCUGCGACUAUUCACAUCAUCAACGUCCUGCGCCAUGGUGCUGGGCUAAGCCUGUUUCCUCACUACUUCUCGCCCUUGGAGCUGCACCUUUGA